GGCCCUCAUACGGACGGUUUAUUCGGCUAAUCUGGUGCUUAGUCACGUGUCGCGUGUGAACACUACAUGUAUGCGCCCUGGCACGUGACAUGCCAAUAUGCACAGCACACAUACACGUCGAUACCAAUUUAAGCGCUGUGGACCCUGGCUGGCGCCAGGCGCUACUACUAUUCGUAACAUUUGACUCUUCUGUAUAGCUACGGGAAUAAAAGUGACUGGACCCUGGCUACGCCAGGCGUACUACUCCCCUUACGCCAGGCGUACUACUCCCCUUUAUGACAUCCCACACAUUUGACGUAGCUUUUUGAACAACAAAAGUUCCGAAUCCAUUUGAUGCGUGUUGCGUCUAUUGUCUGCUUUUAUCGCAUCACAGAAGUCUACUUUGGUGGUGAUACGAUUAGCUAUGAGCGUGCUCAGUGCUUCACGUGUCCGUUGUGCGGCCAAAUGGGCUUCACUGAGCGUCGCCUACAGGAGCACGUCGUCACUGAGCAUGACAACGCCAGCAAGGAAGUGGUAUGUCCAUUGUGUGCAACCCUUCCAGGUUGGGAUCCUAACACGACAACGGACAGCCUGGUAGCACAUCUGGCUAUGGACCAUCGUUCUCGUCAGCAGCAGACGGACAAUGCGCAUGAGGGCGAGGGCAUGUCGUAUCCAUCUCACAUCCGCCGCAUGUUGCAAGCCCGAGCUGCCUCUGGCACAUCAUCCGCCACCCCUGCCAGCUCACUGGGACGAUCGCCGUUCAGCUAUGCCUCGCUGAGUCGCUCCCAGCCGCAGGCAUUCGGUGGCUCGGAGUCAAUUCGCAAUGCAGGCAGUGGCGGCGCCUCCUCUGCGGCGUGGGGCGCCUCUCCGCAGUACUCACCCCCACCGAUGGCCUUGGACUCUGCCGUUCCCGUGUCAUUACUGCAGCCUAGUCUUGGUAGUGGUGGCGGUGGCACGGGUUCUGCUGGUUCGUCUACACAGCCGGCGCAGGACAAUAUCAGCCAGGACUUGGUGGACUUCAUCACGCAGAUGUCACAUGGCGAGCAGCCUACGUCAGCAUCCUCUGAUGGCCGUUUGCUUGCAAUAUCGUCCGGCGGCCAGUACGUCUUGCUAUCGGGCAACGGCACGGAGGGAGCGCCGACAAGCGCCAGUGAACAGCGGCGUCUUGAGCGCCUUGAGCGGUCCAACGCCAAGCGGUUCUACUCUAUGGCCGGUGGUGGUGGUGGCAGCAGCGGUGGUAUGUCGCAGGGCAGAGGCGUUCCUUCCUCUCAGCAGUCCGCAUCCAGUGGUCUGCAAAGCCAGUGGGAGUGCCUGAUGGGCGCUAACGCACCGACCGGAGAGUUCAUUCUGGAUAGCGCACUCGAAGAUGUUUCGGCUCGGCCGGCUGCGCCCGAUAAUGAAGCGGAUCGAGAGCUGCGACAACAACGUGCCAGCUUCAGCCAAGAACUCGUCCUGUCCAUGCUCGACGUGACUCUCGAUAGCUCUCUUCUUGAGCACCUUGAGCAGCUCAGUUCUGAAUCAGAGCAGGAAAGUUGAUGUUGGCUCUUUGCUUUCCUAGCUUGUCUAUCAUGUUGUGCUAUUCAUUAUGCUUGUGUGUUAUUCUCAUUGCGCCGCUUAGGUUUUAUUUUCCUUUCAAAUCACCUUAGAGAACAUAUUGAUCGCCAUGCUUUAUCGUGAGCGUCUCGUACUUCGCCGCACUCACCAGCACGGUCCGCCGUGACCUACUGUGACGUCCGUCCUAACCUGUGCAUGGUUAAAACUCUCGACCCCCAGCAGGGCGGAGUCGGAGAGGCGUUGAUCUGGCCCCGCUGAUCUGCUGUUGCUUUGCCAGUGAUAGUAGCACUACACUAACAGCGCAGGCAGCACCGCCAGCUUUCUGAUUCGUUUGAAUUCUUUCUGUGUCGGAGUUGUGUCAGCACUCUCGAACCAUCUCCAUUGCUAAACACUGAACAAUUCGCGUCCUCGUCUCCAUUGAACAGUCCACGUCCCCAUUUCCAUUGCUAACAAUUUGCCUUUUAUCCCCUGCCUCUCUGACAUUUAGCCCCGCUCCUGUGUGUUUGUUCUGAUGUCCUUGUCCGGUUGCAGUAUCUCCUACCCACCCUGUAAACAAGUGCAGGUCACUUUCCAACUAGUAUGCUUGUGUGUGUGUGUGUGUGUGUGUGUGUGUUUAAAAAAAUCACCAAACUAUCAUAUAAUGCUGCUGUUCUGUGCGUGUGUGUGUGUGUGUGUGUGUGUGGUCAAUGUAAGCUGUUGAAUGGUGUAAUCCCAGCACAAGUAACAACGUUAGUUGCUAUGUCUAACAUAGCUGUUCGCUA
Messenger RNA from Sycon ciliatum, 2294 nucleotides. RefSeq names its product E3 ubiquitin-protein ligase KCMF1-like. Gene Ontology annotation, cellular component: nucleus; site of double-strand break. Bases 334 to 1515 code for a protein of 393 amino acids. Gene Ontology annotation, molecular function: single-stranded DNA binding; ubiquitin protein ligase activity. Lineage: Eukaryota; Metazoa; Porifera; Calcarea; Leucosolenida; Sycettidae. The transcript is spliced from 6 exons. The record is from RefSeq and is a predicted model, not a curated record. Gene Ontology annotation, biological process: DNA double-strand break processing involved in repair via single-strand annealing; double-strand break repair via homologous recombination.